AUGGCUCUUCGCCUUCCAGGAGGUAUUUCCACGCCCAAUCAGUUCUGGGACUUCCUAGUCAAGAAACAGGAUGCACGGGGUCUUGUCCCUAAGUCGGGAUACAAUUCUUCCAGUUUUUACUCCAAGUCUCGCAAGCCCGGCCACGUCGCCACUCAAUAUGGAUACUUUCUUGAUGAAUCUGUAGAUAUCGGUGCCCUCGAUACGAGCUUCUUCAGAAUGCCUAAGAUCGAGGUAGAACGGGCAGACCCGCAACAGCGACUUCUAUUGGAACUUACAAGGGAGUGCCUCGAAAGCGCCGGAGAAAUCAACUACCGCGGCAAGACUAUUGGAACCUUUGUUGGAUCGUUCGAUCCCCAGCUAUAUGGUACCUAUAAGAUUACUGGUUAUGGCUGUCACGAGAAUCCUGACAAUGGCGACUUUGUGCUUUCCAACAGAAUCUCAUACGAAUAUGACUUCAAAGGACCUAGUAUGGUCAUCCGCGCCGGUUGCUCUUCAGCUUUGAUCGGCCUUCAUGAGGCGUGUAUGUCGAUUCGACACGGCGAAUGUAACUCCGCAAUCGUAGCUGGUACCAAUCUAAUCAUGGCUCCGGGACUUACUGUCUGUAUGUCCGAGCAAGGAGUUCUAUCUCCGAAUGGUUCGAGCAGAACAUUUGAUGCCGAUGCCGAUGGAUAUGCACGCGGAGAAGCUGUCAACAUGGUCUACAUCAAGAGGCUUGACCAUGCGAUCCGUGACGGCAACCCUAUUCGUGUCGUGAUUAGAGGCACGUCCAACAACGCCGACGGUAAGACACUCGGUCUCAGCGUUACAUGCUCCCAAUGCCACGAAGCGAUGAUUCGCAGAGCAUACCACGUGGCUGGGAUCUCAGACAUCGCAAAGACCGCCUACGUUGAGUGUCAUGGUACCGGAACCGCAGCUGGGGACCCAAUCGACGUCGCCGCCGUGGCUAAUGUUUUCGGCGAUACUGGGGUAUACAUCGGCUCCGUGAAGCCAAACGUUGCACUGGAGAACCGGACUAUCCCUCCUAACAUCAAGUUCAACAAGCCCAACCCCCAAAUUCUAUUGGAGGAGAAGAAGCUCAGAGUUCCUGUUGAACCUAACCCUUGGCCAGAAAAUAGAUACGAACGUGCUUCGGUCAAUUCCUUUCGCAUCGGUGGUGCCAACGCUCAUGUUGUCAUUGAAUCGGCGAGAAUAGAUUGUCACCUAUAG
This is a messenger RNA of Daldinia loculata, 1206 nucleotides long. Its product is annotated as thiolase-like protein. NCBI's taxonomy places the organism in Eukaryota, Fungi, Ascomycota, Sordariomycetes, Xylariales, Hypoxylaceae. Bases 1 to 1206 code for a protein of 401 amino acids. Gene Ontology annotation, molecular function: fatty acid synthase activity. The transcript has 5 exons. The record is from RefSeq and is a predicted model, not a curated record. Gene Ontology annotation, biological process: fatty acid biosynthetic process; secondary metabolite biosynthetic process.